Messenger RNA from Sycon ciliatum, 1784 nucleotides. RefSeq names its product sulfotransferase 1E1-like. The record is from RefSeq and is a predicted model, not a curated record. Gene Ontology annotation, cellular component: cytoplasm. Lineage: Eukaryota; Metazoa; Porifera; Calcarea; Leucosolenida; Sycettidae. The transcript has a single exon. Gene Ontology annotation, molecular function: sulfotransferase activity. The coding region runs from base 268 to 1182 and encodes 304 amino acids. Gene Ontology annotation, biological process: sulfation.
GUGCUAUUGUAGGUCAGUGUGCUGCUGGUGGCGGUUUGUGAUUACAUUGCGGACUCGAGAACAGUUAGUUACUGUAUUACAUUACAAUAUGAAGUGCAACGAGUCAGAGGGUGGCACCGGCACCUAAGUCCUUGUAGGUCUACCUCACAGCUCAGCCCACGCGGCUCGUACUAGUUACAAGUUAUAAGUACGUUGUGAUAAUAGUGUCUUGCAGUAAAGAAAAAAAGGUUGCAUUCACCCCAAAUCAAAGAUAUCACAAACACAACGAUGGAUGAGGCACAACUAGAAAAGGAGAUAGCCGCUCUUGCUGUUUUCCGAGAUCGAUUUUCCCGUUUGGGAUCUGCAGAUAGCCGUGAAGCAGGAAAAGAUUUCAAACUGGAGAAGGACGACAUUGUCAUUUCCACUCCUCCCAAGUCCGGCACGACGUGGAUGCAGCAAAUUUCCCAUCAACUCAGGAGCGGUGGUGACAUGGAGUUUGAAGAGAUCAGCGAAGUAGUGCCAUUUUUAGAAGGUUCCAUGGAAACAGAAGUCAGCCUGGAUCGAGACCAGCGCUUCAAACCACGGCUGUUCAAGACGCAUUUUUGGGAACCGCUCACACCGAAGGGGGGACGUUACAUAAUUGUCAUUCGCCAUCCAUACGAUACUGCUGUGUCUAGCUUCAAAUUCAUGGAAGGUUGGAUGUUUGAGCCCGGCGAGAUCUCACUUGAAACGUACGUAGCUGAGCACUUCAUAACACGACCCAAACCCGGCGGAAUACUCCACCACUUGGCAUCGUGGUGGCCACGGCAUGCCGAUCCCGACGUGCUGUGGGUGUUCUACGAGGAUAUGAAAGAAGACCUGCCAGCGCAAGUGGAUCGUAUAGCUGCUUUCAUGGGCAUCAGCGACACGGCCACGAUCGCACAGGCUGUGCACAAAUCAACGUUUGCAUUCAUGAAGGAACACGAAUCGCAGUACAAUGAACUGCCACUGAAGCGCAAUCGUAACGUGGCAAUCGGAUUGAAGCCCGACGCAGGCAUGAACCAGGGAAAGGUUCGUGUAGGUGGGGGACAACAGCACUUGCUCAGUGACCGUUCCAAGGCACUCAUCGACGAAGCAUGGCGAACAAUCUGCCAGCCGGUUACCGGCGCUGCAAGUUUCGCUGAAUUGAGAUUGGCAUGGAAAGCGGAGCAAUCUGAAAAAUAGCUGUAUGACAUUUAACUGAUGAAUGAAUUACUUGAUGAUGAAGCGCAAUCAUACACUUUAUGCUGAAAUGUUGGUAGUAUUACUUCAAAAAGAAGUAGAUCACAAGAACUAUUUUAAAAUAUGUCGACCAGAGCAAAUGGCAUCAUCUAACAUUGUGUAAGCUACUCAUUGCCACUGCUGCAUACUAUGACACCCAUGCAAUUAUGAAUCUUGGCUUGCGGACUAUCAGCAAAGUUGGUAUCACAAACUCGUGCAGUUCUGAAUCUGUGUACGUCCUGGAUUUUACAAGUACCCAUUAGUAAAGGUACACGUCUCCAGGGCUGCUAUGCGUCCAACAGUAGUACCUGUUGUAUGCUGUUAUAAAGUAUCAAAGGAUGCAUAUCUGAUAGUAGUAAAUGUACCACAGCAUCAUGCCAGAAUGACAUGGGCGUUGCUGGGCUAGAGAUACCCUGAACCGCUUCCUUUUAUCCUUUUCUUCUUGUUCGUUUCAUCUUUUCAUUGUCUUGGCAUUUUCUGCGUUAUUUGAUACCCAAGCUAGAGGGAUAUACCAGGCAUUUGCAGUAUGUUGUCCCAAGAGCUUGAAUUCAAACAAAUGCAAUCGA